AUGGCUACAAAUGUUCCUGUCAGUGAAGAAAACUCUGAAGAAAACUCUGAUGAGUUUGGAAGUGACAGUGAGGAUGAUGAUUAUAUACUUUCUAGCAGUGAGGAAGAUGAUGAUGAGGCAGAUCUCUGUGAUUUCAUAGAGGAUGAAAGAGACACAGAUGACCUUCAUGAUGAUGUUCCAGAGAAGCAGUUUCAGGAUUUUUUGGAUGGCAGUUCAGCAAUGGAUAAAACAUAUAAAAAUGGCAAAAUUUGGACCAAUCAGGAGUUUGGAUCCAUCACUUUAGAGCCAUGGCUCAUAUUUGCAGACAGGCAGUCACUUUUGGAUGUGUUUAAGGACUACUGUGUCCAAGAAGGGUUUGGGGUUUAUUUAGAAAAGAGUGACCCAACAAGAUUGAUAGCAAGGUGUGCUAUUGACACAUGCAACUGGAGGAUUUAUGCCUCCACUAUGAAAGACAAGAUCAGCUGGGCAAUCAAGUCUCUAACAGGAGAGCAUAGUAGUUGUGGGAGAUUGGAAAUAAAUCCAAUUGUGAGUUCUCAGUGGAUGUGUAGGCAUCUUCAGUCAGACAUUCAUGCCAAUCCUGACAUACCAGUUGAUGCAUUACAGAAACUUUGUAUGGAAAGGUUUAGGCUACAAGUGAAGAAAAGGCUGUUGUACAAGGUGAGGGAAAUGUCCAAGGAGAUUAUCCAUGGUGGUUAUGGGGAGGCCUACUCAGUGUUGCCUAGGUAUGCUGAAAUGGUGAAGGAGACCAACCCAGGUAGUUAUGCCCUGGUCACAUGGGGUGAGGCCACUGCAACUGAGCCCCCAAGGUUCAAGGGCUGUUUCUUUUCUUUUGCUGCCCAACUAAGGGGAUUCUUGAGAGGAUGCAGGCCAUUCAUUGGCAUUGAUGGAGCCCACCUGAGUGGACAUUUCAAGGGCAUUCUGCUAACUGCUGUUGGGAUUGAUGGGAAUAAUGAGAUUUUUCUCAUUGCAUAUGGAGUGGUGGGUUCUGAGAGUAUUGACAGUUGGGGCUAUUUUCUUAGGAAUUUGAGGUGCUUGUUUGAGAAAGAAGGUUGUAGGAGAGAUGAUUGGACCUUCAUCUCUGACAGAAUAAAGGGGGUUGACACAACAAUUAAUGAGACAUUCCCUAGAGCAACAAGAAGAGUGUGUUGCCAGCACCUAUACAUGAACUGCAAGGCUAAAGGAUUUAGUGGUUCAGCAUUUCACAAGCUGUUCUGGAUAGCAGCUGAUGCAUACAACGAGCAUAAGUUUGAUCCUUCCCUCUGUUGUGACCAUAACACAACAAAUUUUGUGGAGUCUUUCAACUCAUGCACCAAGCCAUACAGAGAUUUACCAGUUCUGAAAAUACUUGAAGCUAUAAGGCAAUGGGUGAUGAAGAGGAUUGGCUCAAGGUUUGACAAAUCACUAACCAUGGGGGAUAUGGACCUGACUGAGUAUGCAGACAAGAUUCUACAAACAAGAUCAGAUGAGUCAAGGUUAUGCUUUGCUAUUCCCUGUGGUGGGGAUGAAUUUGAGGUCAGAGACCAACAUGUCCAUUUUCCCAUCAAGCUGAGCACUGGCAUAUGUGGUUGUGGGAAAUGGCAGCAUUCUGGACUUCCAUGCAAACAUGUGCUGAGGGUCAUAUACCACCAGAGGCUGCAACCAGCAGACUUUGUAGCCCCCUGUUUCAAAGGGAAGGCAUACAAGCUCACUUAUGCAGAGCAUUUGCACCCUAUGCCUGACCCAUCACAAUGGCCAUCAGGGAACCUACCUGACAUAUUGCCCCCUUUGGUGAAAAGAGCUGCAGGGAGACCAAAGAAGCAAAGACAAAGAGGGCCAAAUGAAUCUAGGAGAGGGAAGAGGCAUGCAACAGUAAAGUGCAGCUUAUGCAGUGAGUUGGGACACAACAAGGUCACUUGUUCAUGA
This is a messenger RNA of Chenopodium quinoa (quinoa), 1902 nucleotides long. RefSeq lists its product as uncharacterized. Bases 1 to 1902 code for a protein of 633 amino acids. Gene Ontology annotation, molecular function: transposase activity; DNA binding; zinc ion binding. NCBI's taxonomy places the organism in Eukaryota, Viridiplantae, Streptophyta, Magnoliopsida, Caryophyllales, Amaranthaceae. Gene Ontology annotation, biological process: DNA transposition. The record is from RefSeq and is a predicted model, not a curated record. The transcript is spliced from 4 exons.